CAUGGACGAAGGAUAGGUGAUCACUCUAUACGCUUGGCCUGUAGUAAACAUAAAUGGCUGUUGAAUUGGAUGUAUGACAUGUGUUAGAAAUGACAGUCAGCAUGUUAAUUGCCUGGGUGAUUACCCCCCUCAACAGCAAGAUUAGCUAUUGCCCUCAGCUCUUGGAGGUAGGCCUAACUCAGGUGGACCUAAGAUGAUGAUCACUUUUUUUUAAGGAUGAUGCCAAUGAAGAGAUGAUCAAAAGUUUCAAUUCUGAGAAGAGAAAUGGCCCUGGGAAGGUCAGUGGUCUUAUACGUGAUGGAGUUCAAGUGCUUCAAAGUGGAGCCAGUGACCUUGAAACAGCAUGCUGCACAUAUGCAUUCAUCUAUGUUGCUAUCAGGACUGGAAUUUUAAUAUCCAUAUAUUACAGCUUCUCUAUUGGUCUCACUUUCUACCAGAAAUGGCUCAUUAAGCGAAUUGUCCUGUUGGUUGUGGUUGUUUUGAUCUCUGGAGGGCUUUUCCUCUUCACGUUUGAGUCAACACAAUUCAGCAUGGAGGGCUUUCUAAUGGCUCUUUUUGCAUCCCUCACCAGUGGUGUCCGGUGGUCUUAUGCUCAGAUGGUGAUGCAAAAGGAGAGUCUUGGCCUUGGCAAUCCUCUAGACAUGGUCUUCCAUAUCCAGCCAUGGAUGAUUCUAUGUCUUUUGCCCUUUGCCAUCACCUUUGAAGGUAUGCCUCUGGCCUUCAGUCCCCAGGGGUUCUCAUAUGGGAACAUGGUAGAUGCAUGGCACACCUUUUGGACUGUCCUAAUUGGAGCAGUGAUUGCAUUUAUGAUGGAAAUCUCUGAGUUCCUGGUAGUAUCCUACACAUCUGGAUUAUCUCUAUCAGUGGCUGGCAUAUUCAAGGAGAUCGUGACCUUGGCAUUAGCUGUGGUCUUUAAUGAUAAUGAAUUGAAUCUUCUGAAUUUCAUGGGCCUAGUCAUUUGCCUCCUUGGAAUCAUCCUCCAUGUGAUAAUGAAGGCCAUAUCAGGUACUGGCUCCAAGGAACAUCCUCCUGCUGAAACACUGGAAAUUCCCCUCCUGCAUGCUUUCUCAGAAGAUGAGGAAGACAACCUCCUCUUCCAACGCUCUCAACAUCGUUGAUACUCAUCCAUUCCUGCUAAUUCCUUCAUUUUCUUUGCACCCUGCUUCAGGUGUGAGACCACUAGCUUGCCAAAGACUUGAUCAUGUAUCUCCACCCUUGAGAUGUGUUUGAUGAAAUUAGUAGGGAAACAAGGUGUGAAUGUUGCCAGCUGUGAUGCUCAUGUCUUCCCUGCUAUAUUUGUUGGUUGAAAUGAGGUGGCUUUGUUGAAUAUUUAUUGCUGAGAUUGUUGUCACAAGUAUAUCAUGGUGUGAACAGUGUCAUUAUGUUCCUCACAUAGGUAUCCCAAAGUUGUUCCUAUGUUCUUGUUCCAACAUUCCUCUGCCUAAGCCUAUUGGUGAUCACCAAUGAAUACUAAAUAAUUUUCUGCUCAUCAUAGGUCCUCAGGACCUCCCAUCAGUCGAGAAUGAGUCUUUCCAAAGUUUAUUUGCUGAACAUUUACUCUGUGGUUGUGCAAAUAGGGAAUAUGAAGAAGGCUCUCCACAGGAUAUUCUGAGGCUAUUGAGCAUAUUGAGCAAAUUGGAACUAUGGGAUUAUUGUGCAUUCCCUUAUCAGGAUAAUAUACAGUUGUUUGCUGG
Darwinula stevensoni is the source of this 1694-nucleotide messenger RNA. The record is from the annotation of a GenBank genome assembly. NCBI's taxonomy places the organism in Eukaryota, Metazoa, Arthropoda, Ostracoda, Podocopida, Darwinulidae.